GUAGGGUGCAGAGCCUUCACGGGGUGAUAUAGUGCCUAAACCUAUUACCGUACACCCUGCCCGGCGUGUGUGCUGUAUUCAUGUAUUCAGAACACAUCACUACUGUCGUAAACAUUACCGCUAUCCGUGCGUUUGUCUGACCUAUAUACUGCACUCCCGUAUAGUCACUUGGUAGCUGCAUACAUUUUGGGCGGCCCAGUUUUUUUGUCUCAUUCAAGGCAACAGUGAUUUGAGUAAACUUCACUGUUGACUUUUCCUCGUCAUCACGAGUCAUCCGGGUGAUUCUAACCGUCCGCGCAGGCAUGGCUGAGAGCUCACGGGACGUUUCGGACACCGCGUCGGUGAUGUCUGAUUCCUCCGCGGCCCCCUCUCCCCGCACGGCCCGGAGAAGACAUCUCGCCAUGUUCGGGAACAUCGUGGACCCCAACGAGGGGAAGUCGCUGGAUUUCGGCAGCGAUAGGAGCUCGCGAAGGGGGUCGGGCAGCUCUGCGGGGUCCAACCCCCCGUCCAACCCCGGGAGCGCCCCCCACACCCCUCCCCGCACCCGCCGGCUAGGUCCAUCCUCCAUGUUCGGUCAGUUAGUGGACCCAGACGAAGGGAAGUCGCUACAGUUCGGCUCUGAGAGAAGCUUCGGGAGUAGGCGAGGGUCUUCCGGCUCCAACAGCGCUCACGAGAACGGCAACACUCCACCUAAGGACAAGAAAGACCAGGAUGAACCUCAAGAGCCGAAAGAGAUGGAGGGAGGAGAAGAAGAACAGGAAGAGAAGAAAGAAGAGAAGGCAGAAGCAGCGCCAAAACCGAGGGUUAAGAGAGAAGAAGUAACCAUCCAGCAGACGAACAAGGUGCUGAUUAAAGGCGGGACCGUGGUGAACGAUGACCGGUCCUUCAGCGCUGACGUCUACGUGGAGGACGGCAUCAUCGCGCAAAUCGGACAUGACCUGAGCGUGCCGGACGAUACCAUUGCGAUCUCUGCGGAGGGGAAGCUGGUCAUCCCGGGAGGGAUAGACACCCAUACCCACCUGCAGUUCCCCAAGAAUGGACUCACCUCCGUGGACGACUUCUCGCAGGGCACCAAGGCCGCGGCAGCCGGAGGAACCACCAUGAUCAUCGACUGUGUCCUGGACAGUUCUGACUGCAGUCUUGUAGAGGCGUACGACAAGUGGCGAGCCAUGGCAGACGACAGCGUGGUGGGAGACUACGCACUGAACGUCGCCAUCACCAAGUGGGACAACAAGGUCAAAAUUGACAUGGAGAAACUCGUGCACCAGCGAGGUGUGAACGCCUUCUUAGUGUUCAUGUCUUACAAGGACAAGUGGCAACUGACUGACUCUGAGCUGUACCAGGCGUUUUGCCACAUGAGAGACCUCGGUGCGCUUGCGCUGGUCCAUGCUGAAAAUGGUGACGUCAUCAAACAGGGCGAGGACGAGAUGAUCAAACAGGGAGUCGUCGGACCGGAAGGGCACGAGCUCAGCCGACCGGAAGAGGUGGAGGCUGAAGCGGUUCAAAGAGCCAUCACCAUAGCUGACCAGGCCAACUGCCCGCUGUAUGUUGUCCGUGUAAUGAGCAAAGGGUCCGCUGACGUUAUAGCUGAGUGUCGGAAGAAAGGCUAUGUAGUGUACGGAGAGCCUAUCGCUGCCAGUCUGGGGACUGACGGUACUCAGUACUGGAACACAAAAUGGCGCGAGGCGGCAGCCCAUGUGACGUCACCACCUCUCCGUCCGGACCCGACCACUCCUGGGUACCUCAUGGACCUACUGGCCAAUGGAGAUCUCCAGGUGACCGGGUCCGCCCACUGUUCCUGGACCACCGGACAGCGAGCAGCCGGGCAAUCCGACUUCACCAAGAUCCCGCACGGCGUCAACGGCAUCGAGGAGCGCAUGUCUAUCGUCUGGGAGAACGGAGUGGCCACUGGAAAAAUGGACGAAAACACCUUUGUGGCGGUGACCAGUACCAAUGCAGCAAAGAUAUUCAACCUCUACCCAAGAAAGGGUAAGAUUGCGGUAGAUUCUGAUGCCGAUAUUGUCAUCUGGGACGCGGAGGCGGUCAGGACCAUCUCAGCAAGCAGCCAUCAUCAGGCGUCAGAUGUGAACAUUUUUGAAGGAAUGGAGGUUCAUGGCGUUCCAGUGGCUACUCUGUCUAAGGGCAGAGUCAUCUUUAAGGACGAUCAGAUCGUUGCCAAUUCUGAAGGUCACGGAGUGUUUGUGGACAGAAAGGCGCAUUGUGAUCACAUCUACGGCAGACUGGAGGCUAGAGCAAAGUACCUGCUGCCGCGAGCGGUGAUCCGGAUGGAGCAUGACGGGCCGGUAGCGCAGGUGGCCCCGGCCGUGGCGGCCGGCUACCAGCCCCGGACAUCCCGGCCUCGUAACCUGCACGAGUCCCAGUUUACACUCUCCGGAGACACGAAGCAGGGGGAUGAGGACGAGAUAGGAACUCCCAUCAGCAGACGUAACCGCAAACCAGCCACACGAGUCAACGCACCGCCAGGGGGCCGGUCUUCUCUCAACAUUUUCGAGUAAACCCUCAUCUUGCACGGAGAGCUUUAGCCUGGUAUCCAGUCUUACGUACGUGGUAGGGGCGGGUUUUUCCCGGGGCGGCAUGAGCUCUUUCCCGCCCGCCUCAGCUAGGUUUCCCGGUGUGUAUUUCACGAUGGGAGAUUGAUUAGCACUACCACGAACCAUGUUUGGGGCAAAUCAAAUCCCCAAGCAUGCCAUCUCUAUAAGCGUAACACUCUUACCGGAGCGGCUGUUGCACUGGGAAGCUAUUAGAGCCUCCAAAGACACAGCCUGCCUGAACACCCCAACUACUAUGCCCUAAUCACGUACGACUGGAUACCAGGCUAGGAGAGCUUAGACUCCACCAGGCCUUCCUAGAGGGGUUUAGGAUGGUAGAAUUCGGUAAAAAUAGGGUCUGAAUGGCCAGGGAAGUGGACCCACCCUUAGGGUUUCAUCUUCUUUCCACCACCAAGACUUCUGCAUGUAGCUAGAACUUUGCAACUUUGCUGUAAACCAACGAUUAGCCAGGAGUGUUACGUACAACCCAGGCUAUUGUUUACAUUAGCACAUGAUAGAAAAAAUUCCCUCUCAAAAAAUCUGCGUGGGCAAAUGAAUUCUGGCCAGUCAUUCUACCUAUUUGGCUAAAUUUCACUGUUGUUUGUACCCGCGUUAUAAGUCUGGUGGAGAUUAUGCUAGCUAGUAUCAACACGAAACAUAAGCGACUAUGACUAAAAAGUACCGUGUUGUGCUCUCAGAACGUCCGUACGAUGUGUGAGUCCAUUUACAAUUAAGGGAAAGGAGUAGUUUGUACCGCAUAAAACAAACAUAAUAUAUACGUAUGGUUCAAUUGUGUAAAGAAUAUGAAUAUUGUUAGUGGUUUUUGUGAAUGUCAAUUUAACAAGAACAUCGAUGUUGUUUUUACCUCCUAGAUUCUAUUCUUACCCUCGUUGUACGAUGUCAAACAGUCAUGACACUGUUAGCAGAGGUUCAUUGCCAAAGCAAGCAUGUAUUAUUUACAAGAUACGAGGUAAUGAAGUUUGAACGCUGUUCCUAUUAUGCGGUUAUUGUGAAGCCGAGAUACCGAAUUCUAAGCGUGUACGUUCCAGCUAAGGCGAAAGACGCCAACAACCCACUUACUCCGUCGCAGAAAUGAUUAUACAACCCACAUGUUAUCGUAGGAGACUUGUAACGUAGAAUUGAAUGAAUGUUGUCUUUGUGACUCUGUCGUUAGAGGCUUAAUUGGAUUAAGUGGGGCAAGCCGCCGGUCCCUGGAGUAGAGGACAGAUAAGCGACGUCCGUUAGCGUUCCUUGGUAACUCAAUAACCAUUUCUUCCGAGGGUUACUAAGUGCCCUGUAAUAAAAUAAUGGAAAAAUAACACACGGCUCCAGA
Molecule: messenger RNA, 3882 nt
Organism: Branchiostoma belcheri (Belcher's lancelet)
Lineage: Eukaryota; Metazoa; Chordata; Leptocardii; Amphioxiformes; Branchiostomatidae
Product: dihydropyrimidinase-like
Exons: 17
Coding region: 303-2516 (737 amino acids)
Biological process (GO): pyrimidine nucleobase catabolic process
Cellular component (GO): cytosol; cytoplasm
Molecular function (GO): dihydropyrimidinase activity
Source: RefSeq, a predicted model, not a curated record